AAGCGGAAAUAGAAAGCCUUCUUUUCUCUAUUUAAGCGCGGCAACAAAGACUAUAGCUGAAGGUCUAUCUGUACUUCAUUCACGCUACACCAGACCGACUGUUUUGUCUCUCUCCACCGGCUCUACUAUCGUCCUGAAAUAAUGCCAGAAGAAGCGUCCACCGCAUCAAGCUCUGGGAGUGCGGAGGAGAAGCCGUGCUCAUCAUCGUCAGCUGCUGCUGCAGACAGCUCUGUAGACACCAUGGAGGAGGCAAAGAAACUGAUUGGUACCGGGAACAAGCAUCUGGUGAUGGGAGAUGUUGUUUCUGCUGUUAGUGUCUUCCAGGACGCCUGCAGCAUGCUGGCUGCAAAGUAUGGGGACACUGCAGAUGAGUGUGGUGAGGCCUUCUUCCUAUGUGGGAAGUCCCUACUGGAGCUUGCUAGGAUGGAGAACAGUGUCCUUGGUAAUGCUCUGGAGGGAGUCCCAGAUGAAUCUGAGGAAGAGGAGCAGCCUAACAACUCCAAUAUUGAGAAUGCCAACAAUCUUGAUGAUGACGACGACGAUGAUGAUGACGACGACGAUGAGGAUGGAGAGAGAAAUGGACAGGAUCAGGAAGAAGACGAAGUUGGGAAUUUGCAGUUAGCAUGGGAGAUGCUGGAGGUCGCUAAAGUCAUUUACAAGAGGAAAGAAGGCAAAGAUGACCAGCUGAUGGCAGCCCAGACAUACCUGAAACUAGGAGAGGUUGGUGCUGAAUCAGGCAACUACCCUCAGGCGCUAGAAGACUUCCAGGAGUGUCUUGCCCUGCAGCUGAAGCACCUGCCUCCCCACAGUCGUCUGCUGGCCGAGACCCACUACCAUGUCGCCACUACACUGUGCUACAUGGAUCAGUACAGCCAGGCUAUUCAGCACUACAACAGCUCCAUAAAAGUCAUCGAGACCCGUCUGGCCAUGUUGCAGGAAGUAAUAGCUGCAGCAGAGGGAGCAGAUGGGGCAGCAGAAGAGAAGAAUGAGAUGGAGGAGCUGAAGCAGCUUCUGCCUGACAUCAGGGAAAAGGUUGAAGAUGCUAAGGAAAGCCAGAGAACAGCCAGCGCUGCCUCCGAGGCCAUCCAGCAGACGCUAGGUGGAGCCUCAACCUCAUCUGCAUUCCUGUGUGAAAAUGGGGGCCCUUCAUCUUCAGCAUUUGCGACAGCCAGCCAGAUCCCAGUUAAAUCAUCUGGCAGCGCCUCGUCUUCAAAAGCAGCCUCAGACAUCUCCCACCUUGUCAGGAAAAAGAGGAAACCAGAGGAGGAGAGCCCAGUAAAGGACACUGAUGCUAAACAAGCAAAACAGGAAGCCACAGUUAAUGGCAGCGCUGACUCUAGUGCCAGCAACGGCAAUGGAGUCCAGGAGGGAAAAUCACAGGAGCCUGCCAACCAGUCAUCCUCUGUCAAGUCGUCAGCGUGACUGUCCCCGUCUCUUUCCUGAUCUACGAAACCAGCACAGCAUGCCUGUCCAGCCCUUUUCACCUUCAACACUCUUGUUUCUGUAAAUAAGAUCCAUUUUCAUAGAGUUGUCUGUCCAGUUUUGUAUACUUGUAGUAAAAAAGAAUAAAAAAAAUUUGCAGAUGUAAGUUUAUU
This is a messenger RNA of Chelmon rostratus (copperband butterflyfish), 1595 nucleotides long. Its product is annotated as nuclear autoantigenic sperm protein (histone-binding). The transcript is spliced from 14 exons. The record is from RefSeq and is a predicted model, not a curated record. Gene Ontology annotation, biological process: CENP-A containing chromatin assembly; DNA replication-dependent chromatin assembly. NCBI's taxonomy places the organism in Eukaryota, Metazoa, Chordata, Actinopteri, Chaetodontiformes, Chaetodontidae. Gene Ontology annotation, molecular function: histone binding. Gene Ontology annotation, cellular component: nucleoplasm. The coding region runs from base 142 to 1422 and encodes 426 amino acids.